This is a messenger RNA of Aphanomyces astaci, 1251 nucleotides long. RefSeq lists its product as hypothetical. Gene Ontology annotation, cellular component: nucleus. Bases 1 to 1251 code for a protein of 416 amino acids. The record is from RefSeq and is a predicted model, not a curated record. The transcript is spliced from 2 exons. NCBI's taxonomy places the organism in Eukaryota, Oomycota, Saprolegniomycetes, Saprolegniales, Verrucalvaceae. Gene Ontology annotation, molecular function: DNA binding.
AUGUCAAAGGGCACGCAGUCUCGACGACGUGCGCCACCUCGACGCAAGCCGCUGUUGAAACCGUACCGUCGUUCAACCCUGCUUGCAAAGCGAAAGCAACAGGGUUACACUAUUGGGACAAUAAAGGCUCUCUUACAGAAGCACUCCACGCUCGGGCCAUGUAGUAGCGACCGCGAGUUCGCGCGAAAAGAGAACGUUCCCAUCGCCACCCUACGAGGAUGGCUGGCUAGAAAGGAGGAGUUCCUCCAGUCCAAGAAGCAUACCAGCAACGCCACUCUCAGUGGCCAUGGCCACAGCGAGGCGGUGGACUUCGGCGACGCACUGGCCAGCUUCAUGGACAGCGUCCGCGACCACGAGAAGUUUUUGACGACAGCGCACCUAGUGACAUGGCUGAAGAACCAUCAACCUGCCUGGCUUGACUCUUACCUGGAAGGCAAGGUGGAUCCGUCACGAGCGUACAAGGCACUCCUGGGAUGGUGCCAAGACUUUGCGCACCGCCACGGGUUCUCGCAGCGCGUACCCUGUGCGUCCAAACGGACGCAGGAGGACUUGCAGGCCACGCGCAUUGAGUACGCACAAUCGUUCUGGUCCAGGUACGGUGCCUACGACCGCGGGAAUAUCAUCAACAUCGACGAAACUGGAGUACAUUAUGACAUGCCGCCACGUCGUACAUGGGCACGAAUCGGGAAGUCGGCCAAAGUUGAUCGCCAGCAGAAGCACUCUGACCGGGUGACCGCCGUCCUUGCCAUACGCGCAGAUGGACGCAAAUUGCCUCCCUGCAUCAUCGUGCGUGGUCAGCCUGGCGGUCCUGUGGAGCAGGACGAGUUGCCGACGUAUCCACGUGACGCAAUCUACGCUGUCCAAGAGAAUGCGUGGAUGGAUGAGCGAGUGUGGGACAUCUACCUGCGCGAGCUCGUCCAGUACGAGAUCGAGGGACCGUCUGUGGUGGUGGUCGACAACCUGUCGGCGCAUGUCACACCUGCGGCGUGCGAGUUAGUCCGUGGCGACUUAUACAGUGUACUGGAAGAGCUGCCAGCGAACGCAACUAGUACCGUUCAACCGCUUGAUGUUGGUGUGAUGGGGCCCUUUAAGGCCAAGUGCCGCACCGAGUGGCUGCACGAGGUAAAGGUUACAACAGCUGCAGAGAAACGGUUGGCGAUGGUGAAAAGAAUUUUGAAAGUAUGGGAGUCUAUUCCACCAGCGAUGGUUAUUCGCUCGUUUGAUAAGGCUAUUCCUUGUGAUGAGUCGUAA